Lotus japonicus is the source of this 2245-nucleotide messenger RNA. Its product is annotated as F-box/kelch-repeat protein At3g23880-like. Lineage: Eukaryota; Viridiplantae; Streptophyta; Magnoliopsida; Fabales; Fabaceae. Gene Ontology annotation, molecular function: protein binding. The transcript has 2 exons. Bases 100 to 1725 code for a protein of 541 amino acids. The record is from RefSeq and is a predicted model, not a curated record.
AAAAAUUUAAAAAAUAGCAACAAAACAAACCCUGAAACCCUUAAACCCUGAUAUCCAAUGUGAAGUAACAAACCAAAACCCUCUUCUUCUACUACGGACAUGGAGAACCAGAACGAGAAGAACCUCACUCUACCUCACGAGUCUCCAUCUGCUACUGCUGAACCAAGCGACAUGGAGAACGAGAACAUGAUGAACAAGAAGAACCUCACCCUACCUCCCGAGGUGAUCGUCGAAAUUCUGCUUCGCCUGCCGGUAAGAUCUCUACGGCGUUUUAAAAAGGUUUCUCCGUCAUGGUCCUCUAUUAUUUCCGAUCCCCAAUUCAAGAAAUCCCAUUUUGACCUAAAUGCUGCACCCACUGAUCGUCUUCUUCUUCGAUUUCUCGAUGAGGAUAGAGACAUAGUUCAAUCCUUUGAUCUAGCUUCAUCGCUUGAUGACCGUUCUGCUAUCAAAACCCUCAAUGUCCCACCUCCAUCCAUGUUGUGUAAUCACAACCCUUUAUAUUUCUUGGGUUCUUGCAGGGGUUUUAUGCUUUUAGCCUAUGAACAUACUGGUGAUCUCAUUGUUUGGAAUCCAACAACCGGUUUCGAUCAACAAAUUCUGGAUAUAGACCAUGAGUUUGUGUUUAAGUUUCUAUGUGGUUUUGGGUAUGACAGCUCAACUGAUGACUAUUUUGUAGUUGUUAUAACCCUGUAUCGAUCUUUCAUCCCUGAAACUGAAAUGCAUUGUUUUUCUUUGAAAAACGAAUCAUGUUGUGACGUUAAGUAUGGUAAUGUUCAUUAUAUGGAUUAUGGACAUGAUUCUACAUCUGGGGUGUUCUUGAAUGACUCUCUUCAUUGGCUGGUCAUUUAUAUGGAGACAAGGCUUCCUGUAGUUAUUGGCUUUGAUCUGGGAGAAAAGAGUUUGUCGGAGAUUCCUCUGUCGUCUGAAUUAGCAGGGGAAUUGGCACGGAAAGUGUAUUAUUUGAGGGUAUUGGGAGGAUGUCUCAGUCUGUGUUCCUCGGGUGGAGGUGGUACGCGUGAUAGUUGUGAGAUAUGGGUCAUGAAAAAUUAUAAAGUGCAGGCUUCUUGGACCAAGGCUUUUGUCAUAACUUCUUGUCACAUUCCUUGUAGACACUUUUAUCCAGUAUGUUUCACUGAAGGUGGUGGAGUUGUUGGAACUGAUGGCAGUGGAACACUGAUGAAAUUUAGUUCCAAGGGAAAACUGCUUGAGCAUCGCAAAUAUGAUCGGGAGUACAAAAAAGUUACAAAAUAUUUUGAGAUGUAUAGAGAGAGUCUGCUGUUAUUCCCCGGUGAAGAACGACCCAUCCUUUGUGCAACAUCACUCCCUGGUGACUUUAAGGAAGCAACUAAAGAGGAGAAAGAGAAAGCAACAUCACUCCCGGGUGACUUUAAGGAGGCAACUAAAGAGGAAGAGAAAGCAAUUGAAGAUGAGGAAGCAAGUGGAGAUGAGUAUGCAAGUGGAGAUGAGGAAGAGGAAGCAACUGAAGAUUCGAAUUCAUCUGAAGGUGACUAUCCAACUGAAGAUGAGGAAGAGGAAGCAACUGAAGAUUCGAAUGCAUCUGAAGGUGACUAUCCAACUGAAGAUGAGGAAGAUGCAACUGAAGAGGAGGAAGAGGGGGAAACUGAUGAUGAUGAUGAUGAUGAUGAUAGUGAUAGUGAUGAUUAUGAUAGUGAUGAUAAUAUAAUGAUGGAGAAGAUGAAGAUGACCUACUCUAAGAAAAAAUAGUAUAUUAACACGUAGGUGCCUUUGUUCGAUGUUUUGACUUGAAGUUGUGGAGAAAUACUGGUCUUAAAGAUGGGAUGGAGCGAAAGGUUUUGAAACUAGUCAACUUGUGUUAUGAAUUGAUCUUGUGUGUAAUUGAUUUAACCACUAAGUCACAUUGAUCUUUUGUUUGAUAGGGUUUUUUUGUCGUACUCUCAUGAUAUCCUUAAUGAUACUAUGUAGUUUGGAUGUCUAUUGCAAGGACAGUGCAAUGGAUGAAAAAAGUUAGAGAUUCAGCUCGACUUGCUAAUGUCUCUGUUCAUAUUUUUUCUUCCUAUAUCAAGAUUAUAUCUACUACUAAAUGGGAAAAAAUGUGUAGUUUUUCACUUUCAAGAUUAUUUUAAGCUGCAUAAUCUAUCCAGAAGAUAUAUAGAUCUUCAAUCUUACAGCAACUUCCGUAUUCUUUUAUGGUUAACAAAUUUUGUAUAUAUGGACUUGGUAUCAGAAUAAUUAUGAAUAGAAGUUAACAUAUGGGAUUGCUAUA